AUGAUUCUACCGAGUGUUUCUCGUCUGCUGGCCGUUGGGGCUGGAAUUGGUACUCUAUUUGUCUCUGCACUUGAUACGACAAUUGUAAAGACGGAUAACGGUGUUGUUAAAGGCUUUACAGAUGAGUCUUUUCCUAAUGUGGCUCAAUUCCUCGGUAUACCUUAUGCCGAACCUCCAGUUGGGAAACGGCGAUGGGCUCCUGCAGUAGCCAAAGGGCGAUUCGGAGCAUUAGAUGCAUCGCAUCAAGGCGCAGCUUGUCCUCAAGCUGAACCAUCCAACAGUGGCCCAUGGCGCCCUGAGUUUCUGAUCAAGCCUAACAGUACAAGCGAAGACUGUCUGUAUGUUAAUGUUUGGACUCCAUACAAGCCUCGGGGAGGCAACAAGGGAAAGCUCCCGGUCUUGGUUUGGAUCCAUGGUGGUGGUUUUGGUGCCGGCGGUGGUAAUAUUGACUACCAGGUGCCUCCCCGCUGGAUCGCAAGAAGUCAGAAGCACAUAGUCGUCAGUCUCAACUAUCGUCUGGGGAUCUUUGGGUUCCCUAAUGCCGCGGGUCUUGACUCCAAGGAACAAAACUUGGGACUUCUAGAUCAACGUCUUGCUGUUGAGUGGGUGCGCGACAACAUCUCACAAUUCGGAGGAGAUCCCAAGAGGAUCACUCUCUGGGGGCAGAGUGCCGGUGGUGCUUCUGUUGGAUACUAUCAGUACGCGUAUCCUAAAGACCCAAUCGCCCAUGCAUACAUCCAGGAUUCUGGGGGUGUCUUCUUACCCAUCAACAAUGCUGAUUCCUCGCACUCCAACUUUACCUCUAUUGCAAAGGCGUUCAAGUGUGACAAAGACAAUCAAAUUGAUUGCCUCCGCAAAACACCAUUCAAGGAUAUCCAGAAGAAGGUCGAGAAUACAGCGGGAGUGAGCUUUGUCCCUGUAGUCGACGAGAGAACCAGGUUCUCCGACUACUCGAAGCGUCUUAUAUCAUCCAGGAUCCCUAAGCUACCAUCCAUCAUCGGCACAAACAGAGAUGAAUGGAACUUUGGUGGAGAGCCAGCCGAGCCUCCAGUCAAACCACCACCCGAGCAAGUCCACACAGACAGUACCUUUGGUUGUCCCGCACACUUCGAAACAGCUCUGCGGUCCUCAACCAACGCCCAGACCUGGCGAUAUAUGUAUUCAUCAAACUUCACCAACAUCAUGCCCGGAGAUGAGGGCGCUUUUCACACUGCUGAGCUUCCUUUGAUCUUUGGAACCCAUGAUAUCGCGCGGAAUAAGUCUGGCCCGUUUGAGUAUAAGAUCAGUCAUACCAUGCAGGAUUACUGGUUGGCCUUCAUUCAAGAUCCAUAUGCUGGAUUGACAAAGAAGGGAUGGAAACCAACGGCUGGAGGGUAUGAUACGUUGCAAACUGGUGUGGAGUUUGGGUAUGACAAUGAGAUUGUCACGAGAAAGUAUUCGUUCAAGUCCUUUCAGGGUGGAUGUAAGAAUGCUACUGCAGUUGAGUAA
Fusarium mangiferae is the source of this 1488-nucleotide messenger RNA. RefSeq lists its product as uncharacterized. The coding region runs from base 1 to 1488 and encodes 495 amino acids. Lineage: Eukaryota; Fungi; Ascomycota; Sordariomycetes; Hypocreales; Nectriaceae. The transcript has 4 exons. The record is from RefSeq and is a predicted model, not a curated record.